Penicillium diatomitis is the source of this 423-nucleotide messenger RNA. RefSeq lists its product as uncharacterized. Bases 1 to 423 code for a protein of 140 amino acids. The record is from RefSeq and is a predicted model, not a curated record. The transcript has a single exon. NCBI's taxonomy places the organism in Eukaryota, Fungi, Ascomycota, Eurotiomycetes, Eurotiales, Aspergillaceae.
AUGUGGCCUCUUGCCCAUGUGCACGCUUCUUUGGACGUCCACCGUUCGGCCACUUUAGCCAUGUUACCCCGUGCACCAACCACAAUGCCGGAGUCGCGUGACAGCACUCUCUCUUGGGCGACCAGACUCUGGGAGAGCUGUCCAAGUCCCGCUAGCGAAAUCUCCGUGUUCAAGCGUCCGUUUGAUCGCGUGAGACAAUGUCGAAUUGCGACUAGCGUCUCCGACGGGUGUCGAUCAGAAAAGGAAAUUUUCCUCUGGGAGUUCGCUGUGGCGGAUGGGGCUAGUGUCGAGACUCCUAGACUUUCCAAAGAGGAAGAGGAUAUCUGCCUCGACGUCGAGAAUACCACGCCUUGCAGCCAUGGGAUCCAGCAAGGCAGACAAGACCGAUCACAAUUCCAACUAGAGGAUGGCGGGUCCACAUGA